Messenger RNA from Lottia gigantea (owl limpet), 7110 nucleotides. RefSeq lists its product as hypothetical. The coding region runs from base 91 to 2850 and encodes 919 amino acids. The record is from RefSeq and is a predicted model, not a curated record. The transcript has 25 exons. NCBI's taxonomy places the organism in Eukaryota, Metazoa, Mollusca, Gastropoda, Lottiidae. Gene Ontology annotation, molecular function: RNA binding; protein binding.
CCAUGUUGUAAUUUUAAUCGAGUUCAUUCAGAGGAAUUCAGACACAAAAGAUCAAAAUUUAACUAGUUGUCGUCGACGGAGAAUGCCAAGAUGUUUCCUAUCACAACACAGGGUAUUUCUCCUUUUCUCAGCCCACAGAUGAAUGUUGUUACAGGGCAGCCCGGGCUACAGUUUACUUUCCCACCAAUGACUCAACCUGAGCAGCCUUUAACACCUUCUCAGCUUAUGGGAAUACAACAAGCAUUACAACCCCCACCAGCGAUUCCAUCAUUGACAGGAACUUAUCAACCAUUUGCUGGUCCCCCACCCCCCAUAUCUGCUGCUCCGGAAGGAGACUUUGUGUGUCCCCCUCGCCCUAACCACGGUACCGAGGGACGACCCAUUCUGCUACGCGCCAACCAUUUUCAAGUACGAAUACCGAAGGGCUUCAUCCACCACUAUGACGUGUCCAUUACACCUGAUAAGUGUCCCAGAAGAGUCAAUAGGGAAAUUAUUGAGACCAUGGUGCAGUCCUAUGGACAGAGGAUAUUUUCUGGCGUGAAGCCUGUUUUUGACGGCCGUAAAAACCUGUACAGCAGAGAACCAUUACCAAUAGCUAAAGAAAAGGUGGAGCUAGAAGUGACUCUACCAGGUGAAGGUCGUGAUCGGGUUUUCACGGUGGCUAUCAAAUGGGUAGCUCAAGUCAGUUUGUACAACUUAGAAGAAGCUUUAGAAGGACGGCAACAACAGAUGCCCAUGGACGCCAUACAGGCUCUAGAUGUUGUCAUGAGACACUUACCUAGCAUGACCUAUACACCAGUGGGUCGUUCAUUUUUCUCCCAGCCUAAAGGUUACGAUCACCCCCUUGGUGGAGGGCGAGAGGUCUGGUUUGGUUUUCAUCAGUCUGUUAGACCCUCACAAUGGAAAAUGAUGCUAAACAUUGAUGUAUCUGCCACAGCGUUUUAUAAAGCCCAGCCAGUAAUUGAAUUCAUGUGCGAGGUGUUGGAUAUCGAGAACACAGCCGACCAGAAACGACCUCUCACUGACUCACAACGAGUCAAAUUCACCAAGGAAAUCAAAGGAUUAAAGGUAGAAAUCACACAUUGUGGUACCAUGAAGAGAAAGUACAGAGUUUGUAAUGUAACUCGAAGACCUGCUCAAACACAAUCAUUUCCACUACAGCUAGAUUCAGGUCAGACUGUAGAAUGUACAGUCGCUAGAUACUUCCAUGAAAAAUACAAAAUAAAACUUCAAUAUCCACAUUUUCCAUGUCUUCAAGUUGGACAAGAACAGAAACAUACAUAUCUUCCUUUAGAGGUGUGUAAUAUCGUUGGUGGACAGAGGUGUAUCAAAAAACUCACUGACAUGCAGACGUCAACUAUGAUCAAAGCCACAGCUAGAUCUGCACCUGACAGAGAAAAAGAGAUCAAUAAUUUGGUAUCGAUUGCCGAUUUUAACCACGACCACUAUCUACGUACCUUCGGCAUCACAGUCUCUUAUGACAUGGUAGAGGUCAAAGGUCGAGUCCUAACUCCGCCUAAAAUCCAGUAUGGAGGCCGGACGAAAUCUCAAGCAGUGCCCAAUCAAGGUGUGUGGGAUAUGAGAGGUAAACAGUUUUAUCAGGGAAUUGAAAUCCGUGUGUGGGCUAUUGCUUGUUUCGCUCCAUCAAGAACUGUACGAGAGGAUGCCUUAAGGAAUUUUACAUCUCAACUUCAAAGAAUAUCCAAUGACGCCGGAAUGCCGAUCAUGGGUCAGCCAUGUUUCUGUAAAUAUGCUACAGGCCCAGAUCAAGUGGAACCAAUGUUCCGUUACUUAAAGAACACAUAUCAAGGACUACAGCUCAUAGUGGUUGUUUUACCUGGAAAGACCCCAGUUUACGCUGAAGUAAAAAGAGUUGGGGACAUCUUGUUUGGUCUAGCCACUCAAUGUGUUCAGUCUAAAAACGUGAACAAAACCACUCCCCAGACACUGUCCAAUCUGUGUUUAAAAAUCAACGUUAAGUUAGGAGGUAUUAACAGUAUCUUGUUACCAAGUAUCAGACCUCAAGUAUUCCGAGAGCCAAUCAUAUUCCUUGGAGCUGACGUGACCCAUCCGCCAGCUGGUGAUUGUAUGAAACCAUCCAUUGCGGCUGUCGUAGGUUCGAUGGAUGCCCAUCCUAGUCGUUACUCGGCAACCGUCCGAGUUCAGCAGCAUCGUCAAGAAGUUAUUCCAGAGUUAUGUAACAUGAUUCGAGAAUUAUUGAUCCAGUUUUAUAAAUCCACCCGUUUCAAACCAACCCGGAUUAUAUUCUACAGGGAUGGUGUGAGUGAGGGACAAUUCCAAACGGUAUUAAGCAGUGAGUUACGAGCUGUGCGAGAAGCCUGUAUGAAAUUAGAGGUGGGGUAUCAACCAGGCAUCACCUUCAUUGUGGUGCAGAAACGUCACCACACCCGUCUCUUCUGUGCUGACCGUAAAGACCAAACUGGCCGAAGUGGAAACAUCCCCGCCGGCACUACAGUUGAUGUUGGUAUCACUCACCCCACAGAAUUUGAUUUUUAUCUUUGUAGUCAUGCUGGAAUCCAGGGAACUAGUCGCCCUUCACAUUAUCACGUGUUGUGGGAUGAUAACCGUUUCACUGCUGAUGAACUCCAAAUCUUGACCUACCAACUGUGUCAUACGUAUGUUCGCUGUACUCGCAGCGUGUCCAUACCGGCCCCAGCUUAUUAUGCACAUCUCGUUGCCUUCCGAGCUCGAUAUCAUCUGGUGGAGAAAGAUCACGACAGUGGUGAGGGCAGCCGUCAUUCAGACAACAGUGAAGAUCGUACUCCAGCCUCCAUGGCCCGUGCUGUCGCCAUUCAUCCAGACACAACUAAAGUCAUGUACUUCGCCUAACAUCUUCCUUGUCACAUGAUUACCAUAUUUGGAAUUCACUUCCUUAUAUGGAAAUUGCAUUCAAAUCCAUAUAUGGGCAUAUCCCAGGUCACAUGAUUGCCAUAUUUGGAAUGCUUAUUCGUGUAUGGGCAUAUCUUGAAGUUUUUAAUCUCAAAUCAUAUUAAUACCAUAUUUGGAAUCCUUGUCCUUAUAUGGACAUUUAUUCAAAAAAUCUUUAAAAUGGCUUUUGUGCCCCUUGCUAUAUAUGGUACAUAAACAGAAUUUCCAUAUUUGGAAAUCAAGACCAUGUGACCACCAUUUUUGGAAUCCCAGAUCAUGUGAUCACCAUAUUUGGAAUUCAUCCCCUCUAUUGCCAUAUAUGGAAGUCAUGUGAUGUCCAAAAUGGCUGUGAAUCCUAAUUGAAUGAAAUGAAAUCUUAAUCAUUAAAAUUUUAUUUAUUUUAUCUUUUUUUUUUUAAUCUUCGCUAUUUAAUUAUCAAUUGUGCUAAUUAUGAGCUAAGCUCAAAAUAUGUCUGUGGAGAACAUGUUCAUUCCAUUGUUUUAAGAUGUUUUUUAAAGCAAAUCAUGUCAAAAUAUCAAAUGUCCAGUCAUUUAUUUACUUAUUAAGAUGAUAUUUUGGAGGAAAUGGUUGCAGAAUUAUUUCUGUGACAACCAAUCGUGUCAAAAUAUCAAAUAUUCUGUCAUUUAUUUACUUAUUCAGAUAAUAUUUUGGAGUAAUUGGUUGCAGAAUUCAUUUGUGACAACCAAUCACGUCAAAAUAUGAAGUAUUCAGUCCUUUAUUUACUUAUUAAGAUGAUAUUUUGGAGGAAAUGGUUGCAGAAUUAUUUCUGUGACAACCAAUCAUGUCAAAAUAUCAAAUAUUCAGUUAUUUAUUUACUUAUUCAGAUGAUAUUUUGGAGGAAAUGGUUGCAGAAUUCAUCUGUGGCAACCAAUCAUGUCAAAAUUUUUAUCAAUUACUUUUUUAAACGGUCAGUAAAUCAAUAUUUUGGCAGCAUUAGUUGUUAAAUUUAACUCAUGCAACCAAUUGUGUCAAAAUAUAUCGCAGUCAGUCAAAUGUUUACCAUGUUAAGUUGAUUUUUAGGCAGAAAUGGUUGCUGAAGUCAGCUGUUUUGUUGAAUGAAAAAUGUCGGACAUGUUUUUAAAUAUUUUAUCAUGAAAUUUUUUCAAAUAUUUGUUGAAUAAAAUUAAUUUUAUGCCUCAAAAUGAAAUCAUCAAAAUUUCUCUAGUCCCAGUCUUAUCACCUACUAUCAGUGUGUCAUUGAGUUUUCAACUUUUUGUUUCUUCAAAUUCAGUUUUUCAACUCCUUUCUUCAACCUUAUACCGUUGUUAAAAAACACCUGAGACCACUUUGAGCUUAUGAAUUUGAACAUUCUGUGCUGACAUUGGAUAUCUGUGUCCUGUAGGGAAGGACAGUUGACAAUUUAGAGAGUCCGUUGAGUUUUCUUCAACCAAUUUGGCUCUUUUUUUUUCAACAUAUACGGCUGUUUUGAUCCCCCAAAAUAUUAGUCUGAAAUUUACUGACCCCUGCGUGGUCUCUUUUUCUCAAUUUUGAAAAUGAACUUUCUUACAAACCUGCAAACAAAAGGCAAAUUUUUUCAGGUGAAAUUCAUGUACUGCUUAAUCACAAAACGCAACGCCCAAAUCUAUAUUUCAUCAGUUUGGACAAAUUUGUUUCACCAUCAAAAUAUGGACACCACCCAAAGUGACGUCAUAUUUUAGCUCGAGAUUGGAUGACAUCACUAUUCAAUAAACCCUACAAAUUAGAAAUAUCUUCGCUGUGCGUUUGUUUGGUCAGUCAGCCAUUUUGGACUAAUCAAAACGGACCAGUCAAAAACAAAUUGCGUACAAAAUACUCAAAAUCAUUUGCUGCCCAUGAUUCAAAAUUCUCAUAUUCAAAAAAAUUAAUCGCGGCUUUUCAAAUCUGAGCUCAAAAUGUCAAAUUUUUUUGUUCAAAAUGAAUUUAAAAUCCAAAAGAAAAUGUCUCAAAAUUCUUUUCGUAACCAAAAAUAUCAAAACUAAGGAAAUCACCAUAUUUUGAAAUCCCCACCAAAAUUCCAGUACUAAAGAUUCCCACAGACAAUUCCAAUUUUUUUUAAUUUAAUGUCAUUUUUGGUGAUGGUUUUCGUUAAUAUGUUAUUUUUGAGAGUUCACAUAGGAAUGAUUGUGGAAAAGUUUCUAAAUUUUGUAUGUGUAUCAGAAGGGACUUUGUUAGUGGAAUUGCAGGUAUCACAGACGUCUGAUUGAAAAUUGAAAUGGUACAAAUUGAUGCUAUCAGUGUCCCUGAUACACAUAGAAAAUUUAGAAAACUUCUUUACAAUCCCUUUAAUUCAUUUUAGUUGAAUUGCCAAAUCGACAUCCUUAGCUAAGCAAAGAAAUUUGGGCACAUACAUGGACUAUUCCAAAUGUAAACCAGAAUAGUCUAUUUUAUAUUUAGGUAAUAUAAGUGGUAAUGAACACAAUAAAAUCAGACUGGCAUGGUUUCUAUUACUAUUUAUUCUACCUUUAAGUAAAAUGGACUGCUCCUGUUUAAGCUUAUCUUCAGAAUGUCAAGCUAUUGUGAACUUUGUCUUAUACCUUGACUGCAAUAGCCACCUUUCUUGUAUCUUCUCAAUGUCAAGUUAUUAUGAACUUUGUCUUAUACCUUGACUGCAAUAGUCACCUUUCUUGUAUCACAGAAGUUUGUAAAUGAAGCAAUUUGAUUGGAUUAUAAGUCUGUUAGGGCAUACAAUCUAAUCAAAUCGCUGCAUUCUGUGAUACAAGAAUAGUGGCUAUUGCAGUCAAGGUAUAAGUCAAGGUUUGUAAUAUCUUGACAUUGUGAAGAAAAUUGACAUUGCAGUCAAGGUAUUACACGUAGUUUGUAAUAGCUUGACAUUGUGAAGAUACAAGAAUAGUGGCUAUGGCAGUCAAGGUAUAAGAGGAAGUUUGUAAUUGUGAAGAUGCUGAACACAAAUUUCUUUGUCUUCUCGAGUUGCCAAUGUUUGCAACGGGUAAAAUUUCAGUGACGAUUUGUAUACCAACGCCAUUUUAUAUCUAGAAGUUGCCCAAAGAAAAAAAAUGAAGCUUAUUUUAAUGAUAGGAAUAUUUUAUUGUAAAUAGUCUAUAUUUAUCCAAAAAAUUAUCAUAAAUGUUGUCUUUUAAUGGUGGAGAACUUUAAAUUUGAUUGGUGCUUUUAUUUCUCAAGCAACCAAUCAAAAGUAAGCCGGGAUAUCUCCAUUUUUAUAUGCAUAUUUUAAAACUUUUGAAAUUUCCAACUUGAUGUGUUGAAUUGGGUUUGAACAAACUGCUUGGUAUUGUCCAACCAAACUUGCCAAAAUAUAUUGUUCUGUAGAGCUUUAGUCAACUGUGGUUUUACAUUUUGGCAUAUUUGAUCUUGCAGGGAAACCAAACCCACCAAAAUUUAAUGUGUAGUAAACAUUUAUUGAAAGAGUAUUUGAUAUUUUGGCAUAUUUCGUUGGAAAUUUCAAACAGAAAGUUGAAUAUAUCAUAUUUUGAUUCUAGUUUCAUACUUGCCUCAAAGCAAUAAAUUCUGCUGCUUAGAUUUAAGGUACAUGGACAGCGAAAUCAGCCAAAAUAUAAUGGUUUGAUUCCAAAAAUUAAGCGACGCAUUGAAUAUUUUGGCUGAUUUUGCUGACUAAAUUUAGUUAUUUUGAAACCUAAUAGAAUUUUGCUGAUCUUGCAAUAACUCAUGGAAUUUUUGAUCAAAUUUGAACAAAACCCUGCAAAAUUCAUUAUAGAUUUAGAAAAAGCUAGUAAAUGAUUUAAUAUUUUGGCUUAUUUUGCUGCUUAUAUAUAUAUAUAUAGAAUUAAGGGACCAAUUUUUGGAAUUUUCGUACAACGAUAAAAUACAAGCAUUUCAGCCUCUUUAAGGGACACUCGUCCCAAAAAUUCAUUUUUUUGGCAUAUUUGCAUGUGUUAAGUCCCAAAGCAUAUAGGUUCCUAUGCAAAUUUUGGAAAAUAUCCAAUUUAUGAAUUCUAAGCCCCCUUUUUAAUCCACGAAUAAAUUAAUAUAUAUGAUUUUUGAAUCAAAUUAUGCGAAUAAUUUUAAAUGAAUUGAAAUAUCAAGUUUUAAAGUUGGGUUUCCUUAUUUUUUAGUGUCAAAUUAAAGAUGGGUUUCCUUAUUUUUUAGUGUCAAAUUAAGCAAACUAUUUGAUUAAUUGGUGUGUCUAAUGAAUUAUCAUGUAUUCUUAAUCAUAUCAUUAUGUUCUUAUUGCAUAUAAUUAAGAGUUUUAACCAAUCAUAAAUGACCAUGUACAGUCUGGAU